AUGACUCUUUUCAAUUGUCUAUGGGACGCAAAGAAACGUUUCGAUAAAAAGGAUCGCCUGAAAAAUCGUUCAGAAGUCUUCAUCAACAAAAUGUACAUCAAAGCGGUAAAGAAAAAAAUGGUGAUACCAUAUGAAGCGAAGGAAAUUGAAAAAUCUGUGCAUAUUCGUCGUUGCAUACUCAAGAAGCGUAAUAAUAUACGUUUAGACAGAUGGAAUAACUUGCCAACCCAAGAAUCAUCAACAUCGUUGCUCAUUGAAGAGAUCAGUGAAGACCAAGAGCCGUCAUCAAUGUUGGCGCAAAUACCCAAUGAAUUGCCCAGUAGUCCCAAUGGUAGCAGAGUUGCGUCUGAUAAUACAAUUAACUGCCCAGUUGCCGACAUAUCGUCAGGUCCCAUUUCCAGCGAACCUCAACUUCGGCACGUCGGAAACACCGAAAGCGAAGUUCUUCAAUUGCCUACGAUUGCUGAAAACGAAGACGUCAAUAUGUCUAAAAAUACCGGAGCCGAACAUGCUCAAUUGGCUGCAAAUGAUCAGUCUAAAGAUGCCCAGAAAUCCAAGGAGAAGAGUUUGGAAGAGUCAGGGAUCGAUUGGGAAGCUGCAGCGAUGGCAAUCAAUCCUGAAUCUAUGAUCAUCGACUCGGCUGCAAAUGAUCAGUCUAAAGAUGCCCAGACAUCCAAGGAGAACAGUUUGGAAGAGUCAGGGAUCGAUUGGGAAGCUGCAGCGAUGGCAAUCAAUCCUGAAUCUCUGAUCAUUGACUCGGAUGUCCCGUCGCCACAAACAGAGAGUGAACCACUUGUUGAAGAUUACUCUAUCUUCAGCUCCCAAGUGCUCUGCACAUCGACGGAGUCCACUCAAAUUACUGACGAUUUAAUUUAA
This is a messenger RNA of Drosophila sulfurigaster albostrigata, 876 nucleotides long. RefSeq names its product telomere-binding protein cav-like. NCBI's taxonomy places the organism in Eukaryota, Metazoa, Arthropoda, Insecta, Diptera, Drosophilidae. The record is from RefSeq and is a predicted model, not a curated record. Bases 1 to 876 code for a protein of 291 amino acids. The transcript has a single exon.